AUGAACGGAAUCUUUGAAGGAAUUGAAAAAAGGGUUGUGAUCAAAUUAAAGGAGAGUUUUUUCAAAGGAAAUAGAAAUGUGAACUCGUUUUUAGAUAUACCUAAAGAAUUAUGGGAAGAAAAAUUAAAAUACAUCGGUUGUAGUAUUGUAUCGGAAAUAAGUGAGGACAAGAACGAGAGAAGAGGUGAACGAUGUCGUGUUUAUUUAUUAUCAGAGAGUUCUUUAUACAUUUUUGAUGAUUCUUUAUUUAUUAAGACAUGUGGCAAAACAAGAGUUUUAUUUUUCAUACCGUUUGUGGUUGAUUUAUUAAUAUAUCAUAUGGACAAUGUAGGUAUAAUAGAAAAGAAUUGUGUAUAUGAUGAGACGUUUAUUGAAAACGAUAAAUUCCAUAAUAUAGCUGAAUUCAUAAAAGAACAUUUCCUUUAUUGCUUUUUUACGCAUAUGAAUUACCGAAAUAAAACGAAAGAUGGUUAUUUUGAACAAGAAUAUCCACACAAAUCUGUUGAAGAUGAAAAGAAAUUUUUUGAGUUUUUUUUUAAGAACGUACAAAUGUAUAAUACAAAUUUACCUAUGGAGAAAAUGCAUCAUAUAUUAUUUUACUGUUCUGAUGAUAUACAUAUGACGGAUGUAGCUUCUACCUUUAAGUUCUGUUCGGAAAUACAUUUGUUUGGAAUUAACAAAUAUAAUGAAAAGAAUCAAUUCCAUGAUGCUUAUCUGAAUAAGAAGUCGUUGAAUCUAUUUACAAGAGUACAUCAAGAUAAUUUAAAGCUUUAUGAUAGUGAUUCUGAUAAAGAAUUAACCCACAUCUAUAGUACCAGAGGGACAUAUGAAGGUACACAAAUGGUGAAUUGUGUGGAUGUGAUAUAUAAGAAUGAAGAAGGUACAUUAUUAAAUAGGAAUAAUAUAGAAAGUAUCCCUUCUAUCGAAAAUAAAGAGAGUAAUAAUACUAGUAGUUGUCAUAAUAAUAAUAGUAGUAGUUGUCAUAAUAUUGUUAGUGUUGUUCCUUCCGAAAGAAAUAAUGAUAAUGUACAUCACAGAUAUUAUGAAGAUAACAUAAAUUGUUCAAGUAUUUCUGGAGAAGACAAAAAUAGAAAUGCACUACCAGAAAAAGAAAAGGACGAACAUGUAAGAAGAGAUGAUGAAGAAAAUAAAGUUCUAAUAAAAAUGUUGGAUACGAAUUUAUACGAAUGUAUAAAUGAUAAGAAGGAAAGCUUUUUAUAUAAUGAAUUUUAUUUUACACCUUGUGGUUAUUCUUGUAAUGUUUCCGAAAAAAAUAAUUAUUUCUGUGUACAUUAUUCACCAGAAGAUUGUGUAUCUUAUGUUUCUGUUGAGGUAUCUUCAAAUUUGUCGUGUGAUCGAUUUUUAGACUUUAUGCAGAACCAGUGGAAUUUUUAUAAUGGAAAGUAUAUGUACAUGAUAAAUUAUGUAUUUUGUGAGGAUAGUAACAACAUGUCUAAAAUGGUAACUACUGAUGAUAAUAAUAAUAAUUAUUAUUAUAAUUAUAGUAGUGGUAAAAGUUGCUUUUAUUAUCAAGCAUUAAAUGAGAAAGAAAAAGAAGAAUAUUAUCGCUUGAAGAAAAAAUUAACAAACGAUUUAUUUAUUAAUUCGAAACAAUUCUAUGAAUUACAUACAUUUACCGAACGAACGGUUGGAUUUAUGAAAGUGCAAUAUUUUGUUUACAAAUUAAGAGAUGUUGUUAAAUGUAUAGAAAAAGAAACUUUGCUAGCUAGUAGUUCGUCUUGUUUAUUUAUGUUUAAUAGAAUGAAACAAAAUGACGUACAUGAUGAUUAUGUAACGAAAUUGUCAAAUGGUGGUGUAAUAAAACAAUUAACGGAAAGAGAUGUUGAUGAUAUGUAUGAGUAUGCUUUAAAUUUUUGUAAACAAAAUAAAAUAGCUGUUGUAGAUACUAAUACCUUUUUUGAUGCUUCUAAAGAAAAGGAGAACUCGAUAAAACUUGAAAAGAUACAAACAAAUGACAAGGAAGAAGAAAAAAAAGAAGAAGUGUAUCGAAAGGAUAAUAACGAAUUGAGUUCGUUGGAUCAUUUGGCUAGUAAGAAUAAUUUAAUACAUAUGUAUUAUGAUAAGAACAAAUGUGUUAUCAUAAAUAAGGAUGAUGAGAAUUCAACGAUAGCGACGAAUAAUAAUGAUAAUAAUAAUGAAAAUAAUAAUGAAAAUAAUAAUGAUAGUAGUUCUUAUGUCAAAAGUAUAACGAUCAGUAGAAACAGUAGCUGUAAUAAUAGCAAUGUAAGUUCUAGUACUUUUGAUAAUAAUCAUGGAAAUGAAAAAAUGAAAGAUUAUAUAUGUGUUGAUGAAAAUAAUAAUAAUAAUAAUAAGGUGUUUUUAACUUUACAAAGGAACAAUGAUGAUAAAAAUGAUAAAGAUGAAGAAGAAGAAAAGGACGUAAAUAUAAAAAACAAUAUGGAAAAGAAUUAUAAAGAAGAAAUAUUUAAUUAUUAUACGAAAAAUAAAAUGGAAGUAAAAACAUUAGAAAAAGUAUUAAAUGAAAAUAUAGAUACAUCUGUAGUUUGUAUAAAUUUACAGAAAAUAUUAGCUCAAUAUGUUAGAUUUAAAAAGAAUCUUCCACAUGUUACUCCAUUUUAUUCUGUAAAAAGUAAUAAUGAUGAAGUUGUAAUAAAAUUUUUAUAUGGAUUGAAUUGUAAUUUUGAUUGUGCAUCUAUAGGCGAAAUAAAUAAAGUAAUAAAAUUAUUACCAAACUUAUCAAGAGAUAGAAUAAUUUUCGCGAAUACAAUUAAAAGUAUUAAUUCUUUAAUGUAUGCAAGAAAAGAAAAUAUUAAUUUAUGUACAUUCGAUAAUUUAGAUGAAUUAAAAAAAAUAUAUAAAUAUCAUCCGAAAUGUUCUUUAAUAUUACGUAUUAAUGUAGAUUUUAAAAAUUAUAAAUCUUAUAUGUCCUCAAAAUAUGGUGCUAAUGAAUAUGAGUGGGAAGAAAUGUUAUUGUAUGCAAAAAAACAUAAUUUAAAUGUUGUAGGUGUAUCAUUUCAUGUUGGUAGUAAUACAAAGAACUUGUUUGAUUUCUGUUUAGCGAUUAAAUUAUGUAGAGAUGUAUUUAAUAUGAGUACUAAUAUGGGAUUUAAUUUUUAUAUAAUAAAUUUAGGAGGGGGGUAUCCAGAAGAAUUAGAAUAUGAUAAUGCAAAGAAGCAUGAUAAAAUUCAUUAUUGUACUUUAAGUCUUGAACAAAUUAAAAAAGAUAUAGAAAAUUUUCUUAAUGAAGAAACAUUUCUAAAGACCAAAUAUGGAUACUAUAGUUUUGAAAAAAUUUCAUUGGCUAUUAAUAUGUCAAUCGAUCAUUAUUUUAGUCAUAUGAAAGAUAAACUAAGAGUCAUUUGUGAACCAGGUAGAUAUAUGGUGGCUGCUUCUUCCACUUUAGCCGUUAAAAUUAUAGGAAAGAGACGUCCAACUUUUCAGGGCAUUAUGUUAAAAGAUUUAAAAGAUCAUUACGAUCCUUUAAAUUUUGCUCAACAAGAAAUUAAGAAACAAGACGAAACAAAAGUAAACCACAAUAAUGAGAAUAAUAAUAAUAAUAAUGAUAAUAUUCAACAAGGGGGCCGAGGAAAUAUUAUGAAUGAUCUAUUAAUAACUAGUACAAAUGAUUCUACUAAUAAAAGGAAUAAUCAUCCUUCUAGUGAAGUUAUUGAAAAUGUAUCGGGCACAAUACGUGAUAAAGAAGGAGAUAAUAUAAAAGGAAAAGAAAAUACCGUGGAUGGUGAUGAUAAUAUUAAUAUUGCUCAUAAAAAUAUUGGUAAUAACUUUAGUAGUAGUAAUUCAAAAUUAGGCAACAUAACAAAUAUUAAAAAAAAAGUUGUUAAUAUUAAUGACAAUAGAUAUAAUUAUUUCUCAUAUUAUGUAAGCGAUAGUAUAUAUGGUUGUUUUAGUGGUAUAAUUUUUGAUGAAUACAAUAGAUGUCCUAUUUAUGUUAUUAAAAACAAAAAUAACCCUAAUCAAAAUUUUAUGAAUUCUAAUUUAUAUUUAGCUAAUGUAUUUGGACAAUCAUGUGAUGGCUUGGAUAUGAUUAAUUCUAUUACCUACUUACCUGAGUGUUAUAUUAAUGAUUGGCUUCUAUAUGAAUAUGCUGGGGCAUACACUUUUGUGAGCUCAUCAAACUUUAAUGGAUUUAAGAAAUGCAAGAAGGUCUAUAUAUUCCCUGAAUCCAAACCUUCCCUUAAGGGUCAACCAAACAAACAUUGGUAA
Molecule: messenger RNA, 4206 nt
Organism: Plasmodium reichenowi
Lineage: Eukaryota; Apicomplexa; Aconoidasida; Haemosporida; Plasmodiidae
Product: S-adenosylmethionine decarboxylase/ornithine decarboxylase
Exons: 1
Coding region: 1-4206 (1401 amino acids)
Biological process (GO): spermidine biosynthetic process
Cellular component (GO): cytoplasm
Molecular function (GO): ornithine decarboxylase activity; adenosylmethionine decarboxylase activity
Source: RefSeq, a predicted model, not a curated record